Dicentrarchus labrax (European seabass) is the source of this 4041-nucleotide messenger RNA. RefSeq lists its product as uncharacterized. Lineage: Eukaryota; Metazoa; Chordata; Actinopteri; Moronidae. The record is from RefSeq and is a predicted model, not a curated record. The transcript has 19 exons. Bases 122 to 2515 code for a protein of 797 amino acids.
GACCAACAGAGGAAUCUGUCCGGCAAACGCUUCAGAGAGUGUCCUGAACAGCAUUCUUCAUCAUCCUCAUCCUCCUUCAAAGCUUCAGGGGCUCUCUGUCAGCUGAUUGGUCUCCUCCAACAUGCUCCGCCCUCUGCUCUUCCUGUCCGCUCUCAUUGGGCUGGCAGGCGCGACGGUCAUACUCAACCAGGACUUUAAUGAUUCUUCAGUGCUGAACAUCAGCCAAUGUCCCAUCACGUUCUAUGGAAAGAAGUACGAACAGCUCUAUGUGAACAUCACAAGUGGCAAUGUUACCAUCUGUUUCAAUGGCUUUUUCAACCCUCAAACCGGACAGGACUGUAUUGUGGCGCCUCCAUUCAACACAACGUCGGCUAAAGCUGGGAUAGUUUCAGAAGCCCCGGUCUCUCCCUCCCCCAUCCAAGCUAAUCUGUCAACCAUUAAGACUAAUGAAACAUGCUUUGUGAGAGUUCAACAUGUGACCACAGUAGUGACUGAUGUUAUUCUUUUUAAUAUCGGGACACAAGCAGUUUUGAAAUACUCGACAAUGCAAUCGGGUACAUUUCUGAUGGAUGCUCUGGUCAAUGGUACCAAAGUGGACACAUUUAAUGCUACGGGCUCUGGAGCUAAAACAGAGGCAUACUUCGACAUCAGCGGAUGCAGACCAUCAGGUGGUGCUCUGUUUAGAUAUGAUGCAGUGAUAACCUCUUACCCAGAAACCUGCUCUGGUCAAAUGUGUGAUGAGACUGCAGUCGUGAGAAACUUCAGCUGUGGCCCCUCAGAGCGUUGUCAAGGCAACAACACCUGCAUGUUUGACUCCACCUGCACUGUGAGCGGCCCAGCUGUUAUCGACAUUCACGGCCAAGUGAACUCUGUCCAGGAUCGGUGUGCGUACACUCUGAUGUCGACUCCGUCUGUCCCAGACUUGCAGGUGCUGGCGAACUUUCAGGAACGGCGUCGUAAAGAUGUGAGCUUUGUGGACAGCGUGACACUGCGACUGAACACUACCGGUGUUCGCAUUGACCUAAAACAAGACGGCAGAGUUCAGGUGGACAACACUACGCUGACUCUCAACAGCUCAGUUCAGCUGAUUCACGGUGUGGAGCUGUCCAAGGACCAAACUGGAGUUAUUGCCAAGGUGUCACUCUCCAACUACACCACUUCUGUCUUCUUUGACGGCAAAACCGCACAGAUCCGCCUCAAAGGACCUGCUGGGAAAGUUCCAUCUCUGCAGGGUUUGUGUGGCAACUCCAGCAGUUCUUUGAGUGAAUUGAGGCUCUCUGCAUACAGUGCCGGCGGGUGUGAGACGCAGUACAAUGAGACUACUAACAGUACAAUCAACUGCAACAUGACGACUGAGCGCUGUAAUCUCCUGAAGGCGGCGCCCUUCACUGCCUGUCACAGCGACAUUGACCCAGAGCCCUACAUAACUGCCUGCAACAACACUUUGUGCAAAUAUCCUGUGGUGGACGGCCUUAACUGUCAGUUCCUGGAGGCCUACGCCAGAGCCUGCAGCCUGCACAACAUCACACUGGAGGGCUGGAGGUCAAACGUCAGCUGCUCCCCCCCUCAGGCCUUCUGUCAGGGCAAGAUUUGCAGCGCUCACGAGUUCUGUGCUGAGAAGACUGGCUGCCUCUGUCGGGCCAUUUUUGCCUCCCCGUACAGAUCGACAGACACUUUGGGUGACCCAACAGUCUGCAGCCAGAACUCUGCUUCAAUUACUUUGGUUGGCUGUCUCCUGAUGGAAAAAGGUAUCGACUACUCAGCCUUACAUCUCAAAGACCAGAACUGCACGGGCCAGAUGGACGAGCUAACCAACAUGGUGACCUUCAGCUUCAACAGCAGCCGCACCUGUGGGAUGGAGGUCUCGACCAACAACAGCCAAUUAAUCUACAAGAACGCCAUCAUGACCCAAAACAGCUCUGGCAUCAUCACUCGCAAUAGCCAAUUCUACAUCGACUUCUCCUGCUUUUAUACUCAGCCAGGUAUCAAAACUAUGGGCUUCAGAAUCAGACAGAUCUCUGUGAUCAAACAGAUCGUAUCUGGAACUUGGAAUUACACUCUGACCAUGAAGGCCUACACCGACGCCGGCCGCACAAAAGCUGUGGAGUCGAACACCAAAAUCCAGCUGAACCAGAAGAUCUGGGUGGGGCUGGAGACCGACGGGCUGGAUGGCAACUCGGUUGCUGUUGUCACCGACUCCUGCUGGGCAACCAACCAGGCAUUGUCCAACGGGAGUCUGAGAUACGAUCUGAUCAAGAAGGGCUGUGCAAACUCCGCUGACCAGACGGUGAAGGUGGAGAGAAAUGGCCAGGGAACGUCCAGCUACUUCUCCUUCAACAUGUUCCAGUUCUCUGGGAACUCUACUGACCUCUACCUGCACUGCAAACUCGACCUGUGUGUCACACAGAACAACACCUGCAACCCGGUUUGUAGUGGAGGCAGUCGGAGACGCAGAUCUGCCAGGCUCACGUAUGUCAAUGCCCCAACCCUCAUCACAAUGGCCUGGACUGAUUAGGUUGUUUCCACGGUGACUCAGACUGACUGACUGGUCCUGAUCCAGGUGGGCCUGGGUGUGUGAAUCCUUUGGUUUCAGAACAAUGUCUCCUGAAAGGAUGAGCUCAGUGCUCACUGCAGAUUCUUCUAAAAAUCACCCUUUUUUGCUUAAAUAUGAAACACAAACUAUAUGGUAAAGGGGGUUCAUUAUUAGGGCUGCACAAUUAUUCGAAAUAUGAAAAUACACAAACUAUUUUUAAGGUAAAAUGUGAGACAAAAAGCUUUAUAAUGCAGUGCUGUAGUGCUGCAGAGGUGCCCUGACCUACAGACCCCCCAAAAAUACUUGACAUCAUCCUGACAAUAUGAAAAUGAAAAUUGUGAUGCAUUAAUCAUUAUUUACACAAAUCGUGAAACAGUUAUAUCUGUCUGUUUUUACAACAUUGUGCAGCCCCAAUAAUAAUAUAUUCAUAUUUAUACUAUAAUAAUAAAAAUAUAAACACGUUAUUGGUUCUUUAGUUUACAGGAGCGGAUCUGGAGGGGUGGCAGCUGCAGAAUGUCCGGUACCCCUGGCAAAUGCUAUUAAACUAAACACAUAUCAGCUGAUUGUAAACAACACACAUCAGCUGAUUCCCUUCUAAGUGUCCAGUUAAAAAAAAGGCGUGUUUGGAAAAAUUUAAACAAUUUAUUGAUUUCUAAAUCCCUCUUUAGAAGAUUGUAUUCAUGUUGUGGAGUUCUUUUCCAAGAAAAUACUGAUAUAUGUGAUUGUCUGUGAUUAUAUCAGCAUAUAUUUCUGCAACACCUUAAAUUGCCACCCUCUGGACACCCCAUGAAUAUUUCUUAAGAUCCGCCUCUGAUUAUAUAUCUACCAUCCUACUAAUUAGAAUAAUCAGAUAUUAUUAGGGAUUAUGAUUAAUUGUUGUUAAUCUGGGUCAGUGAGAGGAAUGAGAUGAGUGUCUUUGGAGCAGUUCACUUCUUGAAGACACUUCUUAGAAAAUAAGAAGCUGCGUGGACCCCAUAGUAUAACCCUUUAUAUUUACUUUCUAGUUCUUUCUGGAGACAGCACUUUCUAUUAUCUUGUGCCUAAAACAUGACAUCAGUUCAUCACAUCAGCUCAGUUUGAUCCAGGAUUGAUAAGAGAAGUCAACUCUGAGGGAAAAAUUCAGUGCAAACGCAGCAUGAACAUGUUGAUUAUUUUCAGAUUCCAGUUCAGUCAGACCUGUGAUUUGAAGUUCGGGUUCCUGCAGGUUCUGUAACUCAUAUCAACAACUACAACUAAAUCUGAAAAUUGUUUUUCAUAAUCGACAUUGUAAUUGUUUGUAAACGUUAAGAAAAAGCUUCAUUUUGAAUCAUAAAUGCAAUCAACAUUAUGUGAUUAUGCCUCAAAUACAUAAAUAAAACAUAGGUAGAGUCUUUGAGAUAAAUGUCAUUUGAGCCAUAAACUGUUUAUGACACUGAGAUGUGAAUUGUGCUGUUUUUAUCGUUGUUAUGUUACUAUGUUAUUAGCACCAAAAAAAUAAAAAAAAUAAAAUGAUGUGGGGAAAAUCAAAA